UCUUCAAGAUCCUUUGAGGAAAUAUAUUUUCCUGCCCUUUUAAUAUUUCCUUCUCUGGGGGGCUGACUUCCCACAUAGUGUCGGAGCAUUCAGCCAAGAGUUCCAGUGAUCUUCACUUGUUUUUCCUGGUUUCUUCAUGCUUUUUCUACAUUCAGCAAACAACUCCAUCCUUGGAACAAAACAUUCCCAGUGUGAACCGUCUCAUUUUGGAGAAGGGAAAAACGAGGGAACGGCUUUGUUAAGUAUCUGUGUAACUUGUUAGAACCUCAGAAUUAGCUUUCCUAUUUUAUGGCAGGUUGAAGCUUAUCGAAAAGAAGUGAACGGUUUAGAAGAGGCUGUCCAUGAAAUGGAGAAGGAAAAUAUCUACCUCAUCAAUAAACUGUUUGAGCGGAGAUUGCAAUUUCUUAAAGUACCCAGGAAGCUGUUUCUUACCCAAGGAGCUGGCUUGCAGUUUCCUGGAGAAAGCAUGGAUCAAGAAGAGGAAGAUGGGACGUCGGCAACGGAGCUAGUUAUUUCUGUGGAUCCACAGUCAAGCGAGGACAGGAGGGAAUUGGAGAAGGAGAAGGAGUCGAUGGAUGACUUUGAGGUGGUUUAUUUGCAGGGAAUGUCAGCGAGUCAGUUUCUACCUCCUCUGCUGUAUGAAGAUCGAAAUGAUUUCAAGGAAUAUAAGGAGCUGGGUCCUUUGGAUGUGAAAUUAAUGUGCGCUGUGGGGCAGAAAAUGCCAAUUCAUGAAGACAUCAAAGAAAUGCCCAGCAAAGCUCAGUUGGAAGAGAGGUACGACCCAAACAAAGCUGCGCAGCACAUCACCUACCGUAUGAUCAAAUCUGUAUUUCCAUAAAAGAGAGGAAGACAAACAGGAAGGUCCUUCCAGAGAUUCGGUCUAAGAUUCUCUUUUGGUGCUAAGGACCGUUAAAAAUACUGGCUGUCAAUCGCCAGUAUUUUUGCAACCGAUCUACAAAUUAAACAGAUUUGCUUUGGAUGCACCGGGAAAGAACGCAUGUUGCUUAUUACGGAAAUACAUAAAAACUUGCUUGUUACGGAAA
Molecule: messenger RNA, 1043 nt
Organism: Crotalus tigris (Tiger rattlesnake)
Lineage: Eukaryota; Metazoa; Chordata; Lepidosauria; Squamata; Viperidae
Product: coiled-coil domain-containing protein 83-like
Exons: 4
Coding region: 347-838 (163 amino acids)
Source: RefSeq, a predicted model, not a curated record